This is a messenger RNA of Cyphellophora europaea CBS 101466, 525 nucleotides long. RefSeq lists its product as uncharacterized. Bases 1 to 525 code for a protein of 174 amino acids. The record is from RefSeq and is a predicted model, not a curated record. Lineage: Eukaryota; Fungi; Ascomycota; Eurotiomycetes; Chaetothyriales; Cyphellophoraceae. The transcript has a single exon.
AUGCACCCCUUCUCCCCAACCUCUCCAGCCCUCGCCUCAACCUGCGGCCCCACCGUCGCCACCGCCCAGCACAACAACUGCACCUACGAGCCCAUGCUACGCUCCUGGAUCCCACCGUUGUGCUACCACCCCGCCCCCACCCAAGACUACACCCCCUUCGACGACCGCCCCUGGUACUACGACCACAACCUCACCCAGCCCAUCACCUCGGCCACCGACCUCGACGCCCUCCGCACCGGCGCCAACCUGACGGCCUACACCAACACGUUCCACGACGAGCACUGCCUGUACGCGUGGCGCAAGCUGGCGUUGGCCGUCCAGCACCGCUGGCGCUGGCUGGACACCAAGACGAUGAGUCUGGCGCACAGCGAGCACUGCGCCAAGAGGAUUGCGAGGUUUGUGUUUAGCGUCGGGUAUGCGGUCGGGGAGGAGAGGUUUGGGCAUACGAGCACGGCGCCGAUUAUGGUGCAGGGCUGUGUCGAGUUGCCGUGGGGGAGGGAGGGGAGGUGGUGGAAGUUUGGGUAG